This is a messenger RNA of Gasterosteus aculeatus aculeatus (three-spined stickleback), 3976 nucleotides long. The record is from RefSeq and is a predicted model, not a curated record. NCBI's taxonomy places the organism in Eukaryota, Metazoa, Chordata, Actinopteri, Perciformes, Gasterosteidae.
GUUUGUUCAUGAAAGCGUUAAUCCAGACGCAUUUUUUCGCAUUUUAUGUGACGGUCCCUGAAGGCCUCACGUCUUCUUUGGAUUCAAAGUCCUCCUGUUUUUUUUUGUGUUUUUCCUAAAUUGAAACCUGCUUCUGUUUUUCUGUUUUAGAGUUUUGAAUCACAGACUUCAGAUGGUCACAUGACGUGUUGGUCACAUGACGUGAUGGUCACAUGACGUGACCUCAGGAGAUCUCUGCUCAUGUUCUCAGGCUCAUUUAAAUGAAUAACUAAACUAUGCUUAUGUUAAGUAAAAUAUCCCAAUUGGACUUAUGUAGUUAAGUUAUAUAAUAUAAAUAUACACAUAUUUAUACUCAUCCAUUAUAUGUAAGACAUGAGAUGCACUAAAACUAAUAUAUUUAGUUUUAAAUCAUGUGAAUCUUUAUUACACAGCUAACGAUGAUGAGGAUGAUGGUGAUGAUGACGGUGUUGAUGAUGAUGGUGACGAUGAUGAUGGUGAAGGAGAAAAACUGCUCUUCCUCUCUUUAGCUUUGUGUUGCUUGCUCCUACAUCUUCAUCACGUCCAAAGUCCAUCCUCCACUUCCUCUCACCAAGAAACCCUGCGUGUAAACGCGUGUGCGUGUAAACGCGUGUGCGUGUAAACGCGUGUGCGUGUAAACGCGUGUGCGUGUGACCCGAGCUCUUAAGCUUCGCUCAGCAAGCAGCACACGGGUCACGUGGUCCAGUUCUUCUGUUGGCCGCUCACGGAGAACGUCCUCCCGGCAUUAGAGGGCUGAAGGGCUUUAGUGGCAACGGGUAAGAGGUCAAAGGUCAGAGACCUCGUAUUAAAAGGUAUUUCUUAUGAACAGCUUUGGUCUGGACCAAGAGAUGAAAGCUGUGAAGGUCCCGUUGCCCCUCAGAGCGUCAAACAAGAAACAAGAAGUAGCGUUUUGAGGUUCGCCAUCUUUUCUUUUGCAACCAGAAGUGAAGAGAGGGGGCGGAGCUACUGAAACAACUACAGACAUUGUGAAGAGACGGAGAAGGAAGCGUUUGUGUGGACCAGAAACUCCAACCAAAGCACCACAGAAGAAGAAGUUUGCGUAGAAGCAGAAGAAGAAGCACAAACGGCAGGAAGCCAAGAUGGGGAGGAAGAAGAUCCAGAUCGCACGAAUCAUGGACGAACGGAACAGACAUGUGACCUUCACCAAGCGUAAGUUCGGGCUGAUGAAGAAGGCCUACGAGCUGAGCGUGCUGUGCGACUGUGAGAUCGCCCUCAUCAUCUUCAACAGCACCAACAAGCUGUUCCAGUACGCCAACACCGACAUGGACAAGGUGCUGCUCAAGUACACCGAGUACAACGAGCCGCACGAGAGCCGCACCAACGCCGACAUCCUGGACACGCUGCGUAAGAAAGGCCUCAGCGGCGCCGACAGCCCCGACCUCGAGGCCGACGACUCGGCGGGUCAAAGCGCCGAGGACGACGACAAGUACCGAAAAAUCAGCGAGGACAUCGACCUGAUGAUCGACAGGCAGAGGCUGUGUCAGGGUCUGGUCCCCUCUGCAUACGACCUGGGCCUCUCCGGCCCCCCCAGUGCUCUGCUGUACUCUCACCCUGGGAUGGGGUGUGGUUUGCAGAGGGACGGGUCGUCCCCCCAGAGGCCGUCCAGCGCCGGGGACGCAGGAGACGGCGGCUACGGUAACCAUGGUAACCACUGCUCGUCUCCGGGAGGCGGGGCCAGACACCUGCAGGAGAAGACUCCUCCCCCGAUGAGCGUGAGCCGGAAGCCGGACCUCCGCACGCUGCUGCCCCCCCCCAACAAGUGCAGCAACCUGCCCCCCAGCAACCACAGGCUCAGUCCCUCUCAGAGUCUGUCCUCGCCGGCCGUGUCCCUCUGCGCUCAGACGCUCCCGGGACAGCUGGUGGGGGGGUACCUGUCCUCCUCCUACGGGACAGGUGAACUUCUCCUCAGCGGCUUCGGAGGUUCUGGUCUCGGAUCGGUAGCCAGCUGGCAGCAGCAGCAGAACCUCCAGCACUCGGCGCUCGGCCACAUGGGGACCUUCUGCCAGAACCCAAACCUGAACUCCGCUCCCCACCAGAACCUCCACAUCAAGUCCGAGCCGGCCUCCCCCCCCCGGGACCGGGGGGGCCUCGCGGGGCUGGUCGGCGGCUGCGUGACCUUGGCCGGGUACUCGGUGGGCGCGGGUCGUUCCCCUGGCAACAGCGCCUCCAGCUGCGGGAGCUCGUACGAGGGCGGCGAGGAUCACCACGGCAACUUCCUGCUCCAGCCGCCGGCCAAUCACGAGGAGCGCCGCAGCCCGUCAGUCAAGCGCAUGAGGCUAUCGGAGGGGUGGGCCACAUGAUGGCGCCGCCCUGCAGCCGGAGGGGGGGCGCGUAGUGGUGUCGUGUUUUCUUGUGCGAGUGGCUGUGUAGCGGUGAUGGGCGGGACAGGGGGCGGAGCCUAACUGCUGAAUAAGAACACAGUGGUUCAGAUUCAGGGACAUCAGGGAAGUAUUCAUCAAACUGCUGAGAGCUCCACCCAAUGACACAUAUAAUACAUCAUGUAUGUGCUAUAUGAGACGUGACGGGGAAGAAGGUUCACACACAUGGAAACACGUGAUGGAAACACGUGAUGGAAACACGUGAUGGAAACGGGGAGAGAGCAAGUGGAGGAGAUGGAGGAGAUGGAGGAGCUGUGGUGGGCGGAUGAUGGAUGAGGAAGUUAUUUGCAUAGAGAAGUUUCACUCAGUGGAUGAAAGAUUAAAGCGUUGAGAUCCGAUCAGUGUUUGGUAACAACACUGAGAGAUAUUCACAAAUAUUUAGUAUAAAUGUCCCUAAAAAAUGAUCAAAUUCAUUAUAAAUUAUGAGGCAUGAAAAACGACAUGAGAAGAAAUAAGGAUUCUUAAAUUCCACAUGUUUAAAAAACAUCAAGAUGCUCAAAUUGGAUUAAAAACUUGAAUAAAAUCAAAUGUAGCAAAGUUAAAUCCAUUCAUUUAUUUUAGAGUUAAAUUUCACAACCAGUCGACGAAAAGCAAACAAGCAUCACAGCGUUUCUUCGUAUAUCUGAACCUCCGAGGACGCUAGCGGUUAGCUUAGCAUAGUGGUCAGAGGGAGGGUCACAUUAACAGGACAGCGAUGCUCAGCUGUACAACGGUUACAUAGUGUUAUAUAAUUGAUAUUCUUGUCUGCAGCUUUAUUUAAUACGAUUACAGUAAUAUAAUUAAAGGCUGGUGGUUUUCUAUUUAACAUUCAGGGAGAUUUUAAUUUAACUGGAAGUUUAAAACAAUAUUCCCAUAAAAGGUCAAAGCUCAAAAUCCGUCUCACAAAAGGACAAAUUACUGUGGAUUCUAUAAAAGUGUUUUUGUUUCUUUCUGCCAGGGCGCAACUCUGCUGAAGUAAAAGUACAAGAAAUGUAAAGAGAAAACUAAAAAUCGAUCUCAGUCUUUCAUAUCGUAGAGAAAUAUUUUAAUUUAAUAGAAGUUUAAAAGUAGCAUAAAGUAGAAGUAGUAACGUAGUUGUACCUCAAAAUGAUUCAAGUACAGUAGUUGAGUACUUUCCACCAGUUGGGACAUUUCAGAUAAUCCGUGCCUUGUACCUAAAACUGUCUCCACCACCCGCCACAAUAAGAGCGUGGACAGAGCAGAGACGGUCGUUGACGUUUGAAUAUUUGGGUUUGAUAGCUGUAUAUUUGGAGCUUGAACCUUCGGCCAUUAUGUUGUUUUAUUCAUGUCUCAGCUCAUGAACAGGCAGUCGGUCCAGCUCGGGGGGGUCAGACCUGUGAAUGUCCUGCACUGCACAUGUUACAUCUUCCCUCUUUGAACACGCUUCUAAUAACCACGAGUCCAGUGUUGUAGAAGAGACGGUUUUAGCGGCAUAAGCGGGUCUUUGUCGCCGCCCGGGGACGAUGUUCCUCAGGAGACGUCAGAGGAACAUCGUCCUUCACCGAAACAUGUUUGUAUUUUGCAGAAAAAUAUACAAAAAUAAAAAACAGGCUCCGUUA